Molecule: messenger RNA, 1857 nt
Organism: Camelus dromedarius (Arabian camel)
Lineage: Eukaryota; Metazoa; Chordata; Mammalia; Artiodactyla; Camelidae
Gene: DCAKD
Product: dephospho-CoA kinase domain containing
Exons: 7
Coding region: 377-1189 (270 amino acids)
Biological process (GO): coenzyme A biosynthetic process
Molecular function (GO): ATP binding; dephospho-CoA kinase activity
Source: RefSeq, a predicted model, not a curated record
AUCCGGGCGGCCGCUUGGCAUGCUGGGAGUUGUAGUUUGAUGCAGGUUCAGGGUUUCGGCCGUGGGCUCCAGAAUCCAGGGUUGAUUUCAGCCUGCCCUUAUUAGUGCCUGGGCCACAGGUGAGCCGUUAUUGGCUGCCGUUAAGGACCAUAACCAUUCCCAGAGGUUGAAUGAAGUCUAAUGAAACAUGACCCAUGAAGAGUGGUUAUAGAGAAUGAUGGUGCUGGUGUGUGUGGACCCUGCCAUUCUUGCAGUUCACAGCUUAAGUGGGUCCUUCUGGUGUUCCUGUGGGGGACCGUCCCGACCUGCCAAGCUUCGCCUCCAGUGACUCCUGGCUCCUGGCUUAGCCUCACUGACCUCCCUCUUUCCUGGGAAGAUGUUCCUGGUGGGCCUGACAGGGGGCAUUGCCUCAGGCAAGAGCUCAGUGAUCCAGGUGUUCCAGCAGCUGGGUUGUGCGGUGAUUGACGUGGACGUCCUUGCCCGGCUUGUCGUCCAGCCGGGAUGCCCCGCCCACCGGCGCAUUGUGGAGGCCUUCGGCACCGAGGUCUUGCUGGAGAACGGCGACAUCGAUCGCAAGGUCCUGGGGGACUUGAUCUUUAACCAGCCUGACCGGCGGCACCUACUCAACACCAUCACCCACCCUGAGAUCUUCAAGGAAAUGGUGAAGGAGACCUUCAAGUACUUUCUCCGGGGAUACCGCUAUGUGAUUCUGGAUAUCCCCCUGCUGUUUGAGACCAAGAAGCUGCUCAAGUACAUGAAGCAUACGGUGGUAGUAUACUGUGACUGGGACACUCAGCUGGCCCGGCUGAUGCAGCGGAACAACCUGAACCGUGAGGACGCAGAGGCCCGGAUCAAGGCCCAGCUGCCCCUGAAGGACAAGGCCCGCAUGGCCCACCAUGUGCUCGACAACUCAGGCGAGUGGAGCGUCACCAAACGCCAGCUGGACCCUCAGGGGCAGGAAUUCUCAGGUCUCCAUCUCCUCAGAGGCUGGAACCAGGUAACAAAUGCAUCCUGUCUCCUCCCAGCUCAACACACACACUCUGAAUCUGAGCUGGAACCCUGUGCCGGGUCACCCUUCCUUGGAGUGCAUCGUGUCCCAGGCAGAGAAACAGCCCUCUGUUUCUCCUUCCCACCUUCCCCAGGGUCCCUCCUUUUGGAACCACCGAUCAGUGUCCAUGAGGGGGUGUGAAGGCAACAACAGGUGACCAUUAGGAAUUUCUUGCGGGUGAGGAUGAGGAGCACUCUCUGUGGCCCUCACUUGUGUCUAAAGCUGGGAGGUUUCCUGGGCUGGACUCUGUCCUAGCACAUGCCCCAUCAUGGCUAAAAGCCCCUCUCUGGACCAUGGGAUGUCAUUUUGGACCAAGGGCUGCCACCUUCAAACAAGAUUCUCCCAUAGGUUGAAGCCCUUGGCCAGGAUGCAGUAAGGAUCCCCUUAUGGGUAAGAGGCCAGGCCUCUUCUGGGAUGACACCCUUCCCACCAUGGCAUUUCCUCGGCACUCCCUGCACCCUGCUCCUACCUCCCGCUCCUUGUACUCCUCGCCUGAGUCUACAUGCACCAGGAUGUUUCUCACCUCUGUGCCUUUGCCUGGCUGCUUCCCCAAUCUGGAAUACCUUCCCCCCACCUUAUUUUAUUUUUUCUGCAACUGGCUAACUUCCAGCUCAGGCACCAUCUAGAGCCCCAGGCUGGGUUAGGUGCUGUGAGAUCCCAACCACCUCCACAUUUUACCUGAAUCCAUGAGCCAAAAGCCUACUAGACUGUAAGCCCUUUGAGGGCAGGGACUGUGUCUUAUUCAUCUCUGUGUUCCUGGUGCAGAGCCCGAUUCACCCUGGUGCUGAAUAAAGUGUGUUGAUCUGAAA